Python bivittatus (Burmese python) is the source of this 2403-nucleotide messenger RNA. It is a transcript of the gene TF, whose product is annotated as transferrin. Gene Ontology annotation, biological process: antibacterial humoral response; iron ion transport. Lineage: Eukaryota; Metazoa; Chordata; Lepidosauria; Squamata; Pythonidae. The record is from RefSeq and is a predicted model, not a curated record. Gene Ontology annotation, cellular component: extracellular region; recycling endosome; early endosome.
ACAGCCUUCACAGACUCUGCAGGAGCAGUCUGUGACUGACAGCUCUGCAACACCUUGCCUGAAAGCCACCGGAGGGGGGAAAAAAUGAAACUUGCCCUCCGAGCCACGCUGUCCUUUGGGCUGCUGGCUCUGUGUCUUGCAACUUCUUCUGUAAGAUGGUGCACAAUAUCCAAUGAAGAGCAGGCAAAAUGCACAAGGCUGCAACAGGAAUGCUUUCCCCCCCAACAAUCCAAGGAAUUGCCAGUACUGAAUUGUGUGAGGAAGACUGAUCACCAGGACUGCAUAAGAGCUAUUAAAAACUCGGAGGCAGAUGCCAUCACCUUAGAUGCUGGUCUUAUUGCGGAAGCAGGGCUGAGCCCUUACAAUCUAAAGCCUAUUGUAGCUGAAGUUCAUAAAAAAGGUUCAGAAGAAACUACUACGAGUUAUUAUGCUAUUGCUGUUGUAAAGAAAGGAACUAUCUCUUCACUUAGUGAGCUCAAAAAUAAGAAAUCUUGUCACACCGGUUUCGACAGAUCUGCAGGCUGGAAUAUCCCAAUAGGAACUUUACUGCGUGUGGGUCUGAUAAAAUGGGAAGGAGUAGAAGUAGAACCUGUACAACUGGCUGUAGCAAGAUAUUUCAGUGUUUCGUGUGUCCCAGGUGUCAAAGAUGUACCAAAUCUCUGCCGUUUAUGUGCUGGAAACUGUGACCGGAAUGACCCCUAUGCUGGAUAUUCAGGAGCCUUUGAGUGUCUGAAAUCUGGAGGUGGAGAUGUGGCUUUUCUGAAUGAAGCAACGGUAUUAGCUGCCAGUCCAGAAGAAAGAAGCAAGUACGAGUUACUUUGUCUUGAUGGCUCCACAAGGCCUGUUGAAGAGUAUGAACACUGUUUCUGGGCUAAAGUGUCUUCUCAUGCUGUGGUGGCCCGAUCUGUUGAUGGUCGGGCAGAUAAAAUCUGGGCACUCCUCUCUCAUCUAUUGGAACAGUCCAAUCAAGGACAGGCAGCAUGCAAGCUUUUUGGCUCCCCUCUAGACUCUGGCAAAGACCUCCUGUUUAAGGAUGAUGCUUUCAGUCUUGUUCAAGUGCCUGAACUAAUGGAUGCUCAACUUUACCUGGGUAUUGAGUACUAUACUGCAAUACAGAAUCUCAGAAGAGAAAGACCUACUACAGAUCCUGAUACAACGAGAAGAGUUGUAUGGUGUGCAGUGGGCAAGGCUGAGCAGAAAAAGUGUGAUUUGUGGAGUGGACAGAGCAAUGGUGCCAUUGAGUGUGCUGUUGCAGAAACUACGGAAGACUGCAUUGUCAAGAUCAUAAAAAGAGAAGCUGAUGCAAUGACCUUGGAUGGAGGGCAUGUCUACACUGCAGGAAAAUGUGGCCUCAUCCCAGUGUUGACAGAAAUCCCUCCUGAAGAUUCUGCUGCAUGCAAAAAUCCAGAGCAAGGUGUAACAGCUAAAGGCUAUAUUGCUGUAGCUGUUGCUAAGAAAAAAGACACUGACAUCAACUGGAACACUCUGAAAGGAAAGAAAUCCUGUCACACUGCUGUUGGUAGAACUGCUGGCUGGAAUAUUCCCAUGGGCCUUAUUUACACUCAAAAUAAUCGUAGUUGUGACUUUGAUAAAUUCUUCUCAGAAAGCUGUGCGCCAGGAGCACCUCCUGAGUCUACAUUGUGCAAACUAUGCAAAGGUAGCGGCGGUGAAGGUGGCCUCUCUCAGAAACACAAGUGUAAACCUAACAGCAAUGAGAUAUACUAUGGGUAUAAUGGUGCUUUUCGAUGCUUGAUAGAAGAAGGAGAUGUAGGCUUUGUUAAACAUACCACCAUCACUGAGGUCACAGAAGGAGAGAACAUACCUGCUUGGGCAGCUGGCGUAAGUGCUUCUGAUUUUGUUCUUCUGGAUCUACAUGGUAAUCGUUGCGCUCAUGAUGAAUAUCGCAAAUGUUUUUUGGCCCAAGUUUGCAAUCAUGCAGUAGUCUCAAGGCCUGAACGAGCAGAAAUUGUUAAAAUGGUGGCACUUGAGCAACAGAAAAUGUUUGGAAGCCAUGGAAAUCAGACAGAUGACUUCCAGAUGUUCCAAUCUGAAGCGAAAGAUAGCUUGUUCAAAGAUGGCACAGAAUGCUUAGCUGUUCCAAAUGAAAAAACAUUUGAGAGCUAUCUUGGGGAAGAAUAUCUGAAUUCUCUUGAUGGGCUCUCAAACUGUUCACCUUCAGAACUCCUUAAAGCCUGCAAUUUCCACUCUCAUGACUGAGGAAUGUCAAGUUCUUGCAGUGAAAUAAAAUGGAUGCUUCGUACUUAUUUGCCCAAACUUGACAAAAGUCUACUUACUUUUUUCUUCCUUAAUACCACAACAACAUGUUCAAACUUUCCACAUAUGGCUUUGUAACUCUGUAGUCACUAGUGUAAAAAAUAAAUAGAAUUAACAUCUACAGUUUAA